Messenger RNA from Sesamum indicum (sesame), 2163 nucleotides. NCBI's taxonomy places the organism in Eukaryota, Viridiplantae, Streptophyta, Magnoliopsida, Lamiales, Pedaliaceae. The record is from RefSeq and is a predicted model, not a curated record.
CACACUUCUCCCAUUUUUUCCCAUCGCAAUCACCAUAAUAAGGUAUGUACAGUUGUUCAAAAUGCCAAGCCAUCGAAUCCGAAUCAGUUAUAUGAUAAGUGUAUUUAUUAUAUGUGCAUCCAACUAAUUUACAAUUGAAUCACGUCGAACGUGUUCUGUAAUUAAUUGGGUUCGGGCAGGUGCAUUCUUGCGAGAAUUUUGAGUACUCUGUGUUGUGUGUAAGAUUUACAUAUGUUUUUCAUCAUUUCUGACGUAGCAUAUUUGUCUGUGAUGCAUAUUGAGUUGCAGCAUCCUGAAACUGAUAAGAUGAGAUGGCAGCCAGAAAAGGAAUAGAAUGUCCUACAUGGAGACCGAGGUCGAAAUUAACAUCAGAACUCCAGCUUCAUCUUUGCGGUUCGAUUUUCACAUUGGACAAGGAACUUCUGGCCCUCAAGUCAGCAAAGAUAGCAAAGCUAUUGCAAAAGAGCCCUCAUGACGAUCUCUCCCUUCAACUCCGCGAUAUCCCUGCUGAUCAAGAGUCGAUGGAGCUUGUGGGAAGAUUCUGCCACGGCUUUGAGAUCAACCUGUCGACAGAAAACGUUGUUCGUGUUGCUUGCGUUGCUCAAUACCUUGGAAUGACUGAAAGCCAUUGUCCUAACAAUCUAAUCAACACGGCCCUCUUGUUCUUCGAGCACCACAUUAUUCCUAGCUGGAACAAUUCCAUCAAAGCUCUUAAGAGUGCAGAGAAUGUUCUUCAACAAGCUGUACAACUUGGCCUGGUUGAUUACUGUGUGGAAUCUAUUAUCUCAAAGGUACUCGAUGAUCCACGUCUACUCGGAGAGCCAAUCAAGAAUUCAAUCUCUGAUGAUGAUAGUGAUGAGAAUGAGAAUGCUUAUAGGCCAAAUGCCAGGAGGAAGCUUUUCGAUAUCAACUGGAAAUCCGAAGAUUUAAGUACACUCUCCUUGAGACUUUAUGCACCUAUAAUCCAAGCAAUGGUUCAGCGCAACGUUCCACAAGAAUACGUGGUUGCAAAUCUGUGUCAAUAUGCAAAGACAUGGUUAUUUUCCAACGAUAAAGUAGGAGACGAUACGCCAAACUACAAGAGGAAUUCGCAAAGGGAGAUGGUUGAAGCUUUGGUUAAACUUCUCCCUAAUCAAAGAGGCAUAGUUCCCUGCAAGUUUCUGUUUGAAAUGCUGCAAUUUGCGGUCGCCCUGGAUGCAAAUGCUGAAUGUAAAAAUGGGCUGGAGACCAGAAUCGGGAAGCAGUUAGACCAGGCAUCGGUUAACGAUCUCUUAAUACCUUCCCAAGGAUACGCGAAGGAUGAGAAGUACGACACCGAGUGUGUGAGGAGGAUAUUGAAAAACUUCUACUGCAACUACACCGGUCCAGACCCGUGUGGGCUAAAUUCAGUGGCAGAACUUAUCGAUGAAUUCUUGGCAGAAAUCUCUGUUGACAUAGAUCUGAAGAUCAGCACAUUUAUAGCACUUGCUGAUAUGUCGGUUGCAGCAUCAACAGGGACUCAGAGAUCAUCAGAUGGAUUAUACAGAGCCAUCGACAUCUACCUGGACAAGCACAGGCAUUUGACAGAAUCGGAACGAGAUGAGCUGUGCAGGGUUUUGGAUUGCAAUAAGCUGUCUGACGAAGCAUGCGAACACGCUGCACAGAACGAACGGCUGCCUAUACGUGUUGUCGUGCAAGUUCUAUUUAUGUCACAGUUGAAGCUAAGAGAGAGUAUUCCCAAAGAAGUCCAAGGUCCCGAAAGCCGGUUGCUGAAGGUGGAGGAGGAAGAGGGAGACAGGAAGAGGGAGGAAGAAGUGAGAGCCGAGAUAGAGAAGAUGGGAAGUAAAGUGUGGGAGCUUGAGAGAGAAUGUCAUGUGAUGAGGCGAGAGAUAGAGAGAGGGAGUGUGAGAAGGCAGAAAAUGAGCAUGUGGAAAGAAAUGAAGAGGAAAUUGGGGUGUAUGACAAGCAUGCAUGAUUGCAAUUGCCAUGUAAAGAAGAAGAAAGUGCACCCCGGAUAGAAGAAGAGCUUCCUCAUCAGUUCAAGACAAGUCAGAAACCAAGAAUUUAGGAUCAAAUUAUGUUCCAUGACAACUCUGUCUCAUGAUUAUGUUUCACUUUUUCUACUGACUUUGAGUUUGAAUUUGCAGCAGUAAUGAUGUGAUGAUGUGUGUGACAACCUUAAUC